Molecule: messenger RNA, 8973 nt
Organism: Balaenoptera ricei (Rice's whale)
Lineage: Eukaryota; Metazoa; Chordata; Mammalia; Artiodactyla; Balaenopteridae
Gene: BSND
Product: barttin CLCNK type accessory subunit beta
Exons: 6
Coding region: 332-1333 (333 amino acids)
Biological process (GO): chloride transport
Cellular component (GO): basolateral plasma membrane
Molecular function (GO): chloride channel regulator activity
Source: RefSeq, a predicted model, not a curated record
CGGCCCCAGGUCUACGGCACCUUCUACGCUGUGGGCGGUGUCAUGGUGAUCGGGGGUGUCAUCUGGAGCAUGUGCCAGUGCUACCCCAAGUGUCCUAAGCAGAGGUCACCGGGAGAAGAGGGCCCUGGGGCCCGAGCCGCCCACAUCACCACCACCUCCAUCGUCAUCCUCCUCCCGGUGAGGAGGCUGGACCCUGGGGGACAGCAAGCCUCUGUCCGUGCCAAGAAACACAUGAACUGUUUCCCACUCACUCACCAGAUGCGGAUGAAGGGCCUACUCCGGGUCGGGCAUGUGCUGGGCACUGGAUGAGGACCCCUGGAAAUGACAAGAUAUGACUUCCCCCAGGGCAGGGGUGUUCGUCUCAUUCACUCAUUGCUGCCCCCUAGUGCCUAGAGGAGUGCCUGGCACACAGCUGAUGCUCAAUGAGCGCUGGGUGAAUGAAGAGCCAGCGGGAGCAGGAGCCCAGAGGUCCAGCCAGCCACAGGUGCUGGGCCCUGAGCAGGCACCCUCCUGUCAAACGGGGUGGCCUCCCUUGUCAGGCCUCUCUCCUAGGAUCACCUUCGUACCCGCUGACUCUGACUUCCAAGGCAUCCUGUCACCGAAGGCGCUGGGCCUGCUGGAAAACGGGCUCACUGCUGAGAUGAAGAGCCCCCGGACCUCCUAUGUCAGGCUGUGGGAGGAAGCCGCCUAUGACCAGAGCCUGCCGGACUUCAGCCACGUGCAGAUGAAGGUCAUGGGCUACAGCGAAGACCCCCACCCCAUCCUGGCUCCUAAGCCGGGACGGCCACAGCCAGGAGCCAGCGAUGGAGGAGAAGGUGGCCCUCGCGACCCUCAGGGCCUGUUGGAAGCCGCCGUGGUCAUCCACAGGGGCUCAGACCAGGACGAGGGAGAAAGAGACCCAAGUCAGGGCAGGCCCAGCCCCCCGACCUGUCCCCAGGGCCCUGCACCCUUGGCUUCCUUCCAAGAUGACCUGGACGUGGGCUCCAGUGAGGGCAGCAGCCCCAACCUGGCACCAUCUGAGGGGGCGGAGCCCCGGCCUGCACCCCCGGAGCCCCAGGCUUGCAGGUGCCGGCUGGACCGCUUCCAUGACUUUGCCCUGAUUGAUGCCCCAGCAUUGGAAGAUGUGCCUCCAGAGAAGCAGCUACAGGUGGCAGCCCUGCCCAGGUCCUGGCAGAGACCCCCGAGGACAAAGUGGGAGGAAGAGGAGGCUUCGGACGCAGGUACAGAGGAGCCGGAGCAGGAAGAGGAAGACUUGUACUACGGGCUUCCCGACAGCCCUGGGGACCCCCUUCCGGACAAGGAACUGGGCUUUGAGCCUGACGCCCAGGGCUGACAUGGAACUGCUCCCUGGGUUCUAGCCCAGCUCCGGGGCUAACCCCGAUGUGACCACACAGGAUUUCAGUUUCACUACCUGCAAAAUGGGGUUAGAUGGAGGUUCACAGGAGACAGUGGACCCGAGAGCAUUUUGAGAACUGCACAGAAAUGCACAGGGAGGAGAUGAUUACAUUACUGGGCCAUUGCUGUUCCGAUUAUUAAUACUUUUUGUAAAGCUUUGAAGGUAAAAUAUGAUUAGUUGAGAAGAUCUGCAGCAGCCAGGGCCCUCAAGAGCCCUUUCUGCCUCCCCCCAGAGCUGGCCUCUGAGCAGGAACCCUCCUGGGUGCUACCCCCGUGUCCCCAAUCCUCUGUGAGGGCCUCUCAGGGUUCUUGUUCCUGUUGCGUCUUUUAGUGCAGCCGGGGGAUGGCAUGAUUCGUCUUCACUCAGCGCUAACGUCCCCGGCCCGCAUCCCUCCUGUGGCUCCUGUAGCUCUGGGAUCCAACAUCUUCCAUGAGUGACCUCUGCUGACCUCCCAGCUUUCUCCCUGGUCAGCCCCACCCCACACUCACCCUGCUGCCCCAUGCCCUUGCCAAGCUGUCUCCUCUGCCCGGAUGCCCUUUGUCCCUUGUCUGUCUGGCAAAUUCAGGCUCAUCCUUCAAACCUCUGCACAGACAUCCCUCUUCUGAAAGCUUUUCCUGAUGUCACCGCUUCUGGGCCGAGUUAGUCCUGGCUCCCGUGUGCCACCUCUGGGCCGUCUCUGGGUCUUGCGCAUUUAUCAUGGAGCAUGGCUGCCUGCUCAAGGUCAGCACCUUUGCUUUACUCACCUCGGUCUCUCCUGUGCCCAGCUGGUGGUCACUGAGCAUGUACAGAAGUGACCAGAACCCACGAGCCUUUUGCAGGGAAUGCUGUCUUCCCCACUUCCCUGAGUCUCAGACUCCUGACUUAACUAACUUGGUUCAGGUGGCAUUUACUGAGCAUCUACUGUGUGCCAGACGCUAAGCUGGGAUCUUUAGGAGGAAAGAGACACAAACUGAUGACAGUUCUCACCCUCGAAGGGCUCCCAGUCCACUGAGCCUGGUGUCUUGUAAGUUAGCACAGAGUGCAGAGCACAAACUGAGGCGGGAACAGAGGAGUUAAAAAUUGUCACACCAGAGGCAGCAGAGUGACACCCACACAACCGUUGGGGCCAUCGAGCGCAGGGACAAAUAGCUCCAGCUGCCUGAGCAGCCCCUGGAGAUAUCACCGUAUGGUAGCAUCACCGAGUGACGCUUUUCUUAGGCUGAUCUCUGCAAAGCCCCUCUGCGCCCCAUCAAAGGGAUGGUGGCACUACCUCAUCCUACGUCCCCACGUUCAGAGCUUGCAGCCUGGGCCUCCUGAGAGGGCUGGCCUUCACCUGGGCUGGGCCUCUGGGUCAGGGUUGGGUUCACGGCCAAGGGAAGGGCACGCCCCUAGGACCCCGUCCCUCUCCUUUCUGGGUCAUUGCUACCUCCCGUAGGAAAGCCUCUGCUGUAACAGAUGAUCCUGCUCACGGCCCGUUCCUGCUCUCUGCUCACUCACGCAGGGAAGGGGUGACCGCAUCAGAAAGAACACCAGUGUGAAAGGCUAAAAUGAAAAAGUUUUCAGUGUUUAGAGUGGUCACCUUCAUUCACCUGCAAAUUCUUUUAUGGGAACCCCUCCCAUACCCCCAGUCCCCCUCUGGGCAGGAUAAACGAGGCAUCAUUGAGGGAACUCUCUGGAAAGCCAACACCAAACACGGUGGCGUGGCCGGCUGGGACAGCUGUGUGCGUGGAAACCUGGGUGUGGCCCACGCCCAGGCAUCACACUGCAGGGCACCCCCAGACCUCAGCGGAGAACCAGGAGUCUCUGGUUGCCAGGCCCGUCCACGGAGGGAACCCUGUCCCUGGGAGGGCACAGGGACACAGAUGGCUGGGCCGGGCUUCGACCCCCGUCCGGCUCCCCCGCUUUCUUGCUGCUUGAUUGGGAGACCACUCGCCUGGCCUGCCCGGGAAAGUCCUGGUUUAGGCCCACUGUCCCUGCCUAGUUAGCAGUAGUGCGUCCUUUCACCCUCGAAAGUAUCCCCUUGGGACGAUAAACUACAUAUUCACCCUACUCUGUGACCUUGGGCUUGGACCUCACUUUCCUCACCUGUGAGAGGGAGGUGACGGAUCCUGGGCUUUGCCUUUUGCAGGGUUAGGUGGUGGUGGCGAUGGCGGGGGGCCGGGGGGGGAUUUGAUGAGAUCCAUCUGCUGGCGCCCUGCAGGUGAGGACCACCAGGAGCUUGCCUGUGGUUAAUAGUUGGGUUUGUGGCUCAUUGCAGUGAGGGGAGAAACCCCAUGGGAUCUAUGAGGCGUCUCUGUAAGAGGGUGUGAGAAAGGACUUAUAUGGGAUUUGGGCUUGUGUGAGGUGACUUGGGGGAGGGUCUGAGGAAGAGGGCUCCAGAUUGGAUGCUGUUGGGAAGCAGGGCUAAUCCGUGGUGGGGCAUCUUAAUCAGUCCUAUGUAGGAGACCAAGCUAAGGAUGCAAAUGGCAAAGAAGCAGCAGUCAUGCUCCAGCCAGGAGAGGGUUGUGUGGUCACUGACGUAAUUUGGACAAUGCUCUUGGUUGCUAUGCUCAGCCGUAGCUACCGGUGGUCUGGAUUUGUCUUGACCCAUCAUGGUCACAGAGUGCCUUGUCUGAUGCUGAUAUUCUGUGAAAUUGUUCGACUUCAUCAGAAGACCACCGGGGCUCAGCUGUGAGGGGCAGGCCGGCCCCUGGCUGUCAGGCUGCCCUUCUUUCUCAGCCUCCCUGCUCCUCUGGGGCCUGCUGGUGACUGUGGGGUCACACAGUUGGGGGACAGAAUGUGCUGUGGAUUUCAUUUGAAAAGAAGAGUCUGCGGCUGCUCUUCUGUUCAGCUCCAACCACCCCAAUUCUCUGAUUUGCCACCUCCAUUGUGCUCUGUUCCCUUGACCUUGCCAACUUUCAGUCCUCUAAGAACAUGGGCCCCUGGGAUGGCCCCUCUCUUCAUGCAGGUCCCCGGGGGCAGGGGCGGUGCCGAAAGGGCCUGGUGGAAUGGCCUUGGCAAACCCUGGGAUUCCAGCUCUCAGCCCCAGGCUCCAGAUUGGUGUACCAUGGCAGAAAUUCCUGUUCUUUCCACCCUCCCGUCAGGUCAGAGGGACUUUGGGAAGUUUCCACUCUCUGGGGAGGGAUGGCCCCUGCCCUUUACUGGGAAAGAGUGAUCCUGGGGGCAGUGAGCGUGGGCUCUGUGAUUGCUUGCUGUGACCUUGGGCAUGUGGUGACCCUCCCUGGACUUCUGUCCCUGUUCUCUAUACGAUUAGAGGGAGGUAGACAAGAUUCCACUUCUACUCCUGGUCCUUAAGCACGGUGCUGGUCACCCUCACACCGAUUACCCCAUUUAGUCCUCUCAACAGCCCUAGGGGACAGGUCCGUCGACUCCACAUUGCAAAUGUUUGCUCUAAAUCCCAGACUUUGGAGUCAGAGAGACUUGGGUUUGCACUCAGCCUCUGCCAGUUCCUUGCUGUGUGACCUUGGACAAGUCACUGCCCCUCUCUGAGCCUCAACAUCAACAUUUAUGCAGUGGGAAGGAUAAUACCUGCCUCUCAGGAUGUCAUGAAGAACUAAUGAGUUGAUGCUUCCAACACAUCAUAGGUGCUUGAACAGCGUCUGUGUCCUUCCUUCCCUCUCCGGGUCUCAGAUCCUCACCUGCACAGUGGGGAUUAACUCUGUCCGCCUUAUAAAUGCUACAGUGGGUGAGUGGAUUCACCAGGGAGAAGAUGCGUGUGAAAACUCUUUGCAAAGGGUGCAGAACAUCUAUGGUGUGCCAGGCACUCAGGGGCAGAGGAGCUGACAGCAAGCGACAGGUAACUAAGAAGGAGCAGGAUUACUUGUGCCUGGGCAGACGAAGAAGCAAACAAAGUUACAGAGCAUCUGCUAAGUAUCAGGUGCUCCCUGAAUGGAGGCCUCCCACCAGCCCUGAGAGAUGGGCAUCCCAGGGCCUGGGCUGGGAUUCCAGCAUGGGCCCUGGAGCCUGUGCUCUUCCUCCAAUGCCACCUGGUCCACACACGUAGCAAGACCCAUAAUCACCUACUAUGCUGUGCUCACCUGCACAUUUCUCAUUUCACCCUCAAAAUCUGCAAGGUUGGCGUGCGUCCCCGCGUUACAGAUGAGGAAAUGGAGGCUCUGAGAGGUUGAAUAAUUUGCCCAUCCUCCCAGAGAAGGGCUAAAUGGGGAAGAAGAGAUGAAGCUGUAGGGCCUUCCAUUUCUGGCAGGAUUCGUCCAGUAGUCCCAGGUGAUUCCGACCCUAGUGAGGACAGGAGAAAGACACACUUCAAUAAUUCAGGUAGCAAGGUUGCACUAAGCAUCUACCUGUGUCUUUCCCUGUGCUGGUGCUCAGGGCGGACACACGCCUGCUCUCACAACUUCCAUGACUCCCUAUUUCCCACAGGAUAAGCCCAGACUCCUCAGCCUGGAGUUUGAGGUUCUUUUCAGCCGAUUUGUCCACCACUUCCUCCAGUGCCAUAACCGCUGGAAACUUGACCCUUGACCCCAUCUGCUUAAUGCCCUUCCUCCCCUUCUCUAUCAUCCCUCAAGGCUCAAAUUCCACCUGUUCCCUGGAGCCUGAACUGGCCUUGCUCUCCCUCCUGGGGCAGAACCCAUCCGCAUCCCACCCUUUCCUCUGUGUCCUUCCCAAAGGGCGUGCACUGCUCUGGUCCCAGCGCUGCUUACGUGACUGUGUGUGGGCUGGUCUCCUCGCCUGGACUGGGAUGUCCUUCAAGGACAGGGGCCUCUAUCCCCCCAUUUCUCUAUCCCCAGGACUUAGCAAAAGCACGUGGCAAUAGUGCUGGUGGAAGAGGAUGGAACUGACCCAAAUUGAACUGAAACACAUGGCCACCCUGAAGGCUCGUGGCCCCGUUGCACAGACCACAUAGCACAGGGAUGAAGAGCUCUGGCUUUGGCAUAACCAGUCCUGAGUUUGGGACUGGGCUUCCCCUGGCAAACUGUGUGACUUUGGCCAAGAGACUUACCCUCUCUGGUCCUCAAUUUCUUUAUCAAUAAAGUGAGAUUAAUAAUAUCUACCUAAUUGCAUAUGAAGUUUAGAUGAGAUCACGCAUAUCGAGUGCUCAGCGUGUGCCUGGUGAGCCCUCAGUAAACGGUAGUUAUUAUCAUUACCAUUUGCAGAGAAGAAGGGAAUGUGCACAACGUGUAGACAUCAGGAGCCAGUGUAGACUUGAGGUUGGCAUCCAAGCACUGUAUUAUUAGCACUUCCCAAAUGCAGGUCAAUGGACCCAGCUGGGCUGGUGGCAUCAGACUCUCCUGGGAAGUUUUCAAAGCGCAGUGUCCUAAAAUACCCCCAGAGAGGUCUGGGAUGGUCUGAAAUGUGAAUAAGCCAAGCCAAGUAAUUCUAAAGUGCAGAAGGGCUUAGCUUUUUGUUUUUAAACAAGUUAUCAAGGACUGGAAAGGUUGGAAGAUGGCCCCGAGAAGGUGGGGUGGCAAGCCAGGAAUUAGCUGGGUAAGACGAAAGGGCAAGGGUAUCUCAGGCAGAAGGCAUGGUGCAGGCAAAGUUCCAUAGGAAAGAAGGAGGAAGAUGUGGUCCCAAGAACCUGGAGGAGGCUAGCCUGGCUGGAGUGAUGGUGGACGGAGUCAGAGAAUGAGGCUGGAGCUUGGUCACAGGACUUCUUGAAUUCCUACUGCAGAGCUCGCAUUCUAUCUGAUGGGCAAGUGGGAUCCACUGAUGGUUCUUGAGCAGAGGAGUGACAUGAAGAAAGGAAUGGUAAGGACAUAUUCUGGUUAAUAUGUGCAAAAGAGAAUGGAAGGGCACAUAUUGGUGGUAAGAAAGCCAGCUCGCAGCCUGUGGCAGGGUUCCAGUUCCCAGCCUGACAUGGGAAAGGCUUUUUCCACUGUGGAGGGGAAGCUGGGUGGGUGCUAGGUCAGGACUGAAGCUUGGUGGAGGCAAUGUCCCAGAUUCCUCAUUGCUGACCACAAGACCAGCCCAGCAGAGCAGCGGACUAUGUGGCAGAGGCUGGAUCUUCUAUCCAAGUCCCCAGAGCCCUGGUCAAGGCAGUGUUCAGUUCAGAGAGAGCCCAGGGGAAGGGCAGGUGAGGGUCCAAGGGACCCAGUAAGUGCCCAGGUCAGAUAACCGGCCCCAUAGGUGAUUCUGCAGAUGGUGAAAGCUCCCAAGCCACCUGCAUAUCCUCACGUUAACCCUGAUGAGAGCAGACCUGGGGUGGAGGGUAGGUGGGCAACAGCAGGCUUUGGAUGCCUGGUCUGCCAGCCUGGAGACAGGCAGGGGUCGAUUUCAUUCAUUCAUCCAUUCAUUUAUUCAUUCAUUCAUUUAUUCUGGCCACAAGCACUCUCUAAUCACCUGCUUGGUGCCAUCCCCUGUGCCAGGCACUGGGGGCAGAGAGGUGCGUCUGACCCAUGCCUAUCUAGCUGGAGACCCCCUCCCCUGGGGUAGCUGCAGAAUGAACAGUGACAGGUCAGAGUGGUCAGUGCUGGGCAGAGGGAGGCACAGUAGGGGUCUGACCCCACCUGGAGAGUCAGCAAGAGCUUCUCAGACUUGCACCGAGCUACGUCCUAAGGGUUCACUGGGGGAGAAAGGGAGAGGAGAGCAGCCUAGACAAGGGCAGGGAGCCCGGAGUCACCCCACCAUGUUUGAGGAGUGACCCAGGGGUAGGUGUGAGCAGAGCUUAGGAUAGAUGGGGAGGACGGCUAGAGAGGACACGGGUGGGUAGGUGGGGACUUGACCAGGAAGGGCUGUGGCUGCCACCCUGGAGCAAGUGGGAGAGCCCCAGUGGGCUGGAUGACAAGUACACGGCUGCAGUCUCCCGAGGAGGAGGACCUUGCAACACACAGAGCCGCCCAAAGAGAGCGGCAACAUCUGACAGGCGGAGGUCACAAUCCUUCACACAGAGAGCGCUAAAAAUCAGACAGGAAAAGAAAAGGAGUUCACUCACGGGAAAGAUCUGUGACCCCAUAAAAGAAACAAAUGAAAACAUGGUCAAUCAAAGGAAUAAUCAAAGGAACGGAAAUUAAAACAACAAGAAACCAUGUUUCACCCCGUAACACUGGCAACGUUUUACAAAGAUGAUGAUAACAGACGCUGUUGGCAGAAUGUGGAGGAACAGGGUGAUUUCUUACAUUGCUGGUGGGAAUAGAAAUGAUGCGAGCUUUUGGGGGGAGGAGUAUGGCAACAUAGGCUAAGUGCCUCAGCACGUGGGCUGCCCCAAGAUUCCGCACUUCCACACGUAGGAACCUAUCCCAAGGAAAUAAUCAGACAGGUGCACCAAGACGGACUUUGGGAAGGCUGUUUACUGUGGCAGUGUUUAUGACAGCUCAAGUGUGGAAAGAAUCUAAACAUCCAGCAGUAGGAGAUUUGUUGAAAUAACGAUGCAACAGCUCUGUGAGGGAAUGGUGUAUGGCUGUUAAAAUGGGGACCCUCCUGAUUGAAUCACACCCCCUUCCCCGACCUCUCCUUGGUAACAUAUGUGAUCAUUGCAGUUUCACAUUUACUUGUGAAUUUCUUGGAUGACUUUCUGCAUUCCCCAUCCGAUAUUAAGCCCCGUGAAGGCCAGGACUCUGCUUAUUAUGUUCAAUAUUAUGUCCUCGGUGCUGACUUUGGUUCCUGUGGGCCCUCAGCAAAUAGUUAUUAAACGAAUAACUGAG